AUGGACAUCGAGUCGGGUAACGAGCCAGAAAUCCCGGCUGCGGAUCCCCAAGACGGAGACAAGGCCAGCUCCGACUCAGUGUUACAGAUCGAGGCUCAACCCCAGACUGAACCCCAGACUACUGCUACUACGGCUACGGCUACGGCUACGACGCAGCCCUUUACCGCCGGCUGGCUGCUUGUCUUUUCUCCACUGAAAGUAAGGCUCAACCCGUCCGAGGGCUGGACCUUUACCGGCGAACUGCCGCCUCUUGCCCCGGACGACGGCUGGCCCAGCCCGCCCAACUCGAAGACCUACGUGGGCAUCACCGACGACCAGACGCCAGGAGCAAUCAUCUACCCUAACCAGCCGGUGUUUCUGUCCUUCGACUCCGGCCAGCAGCACAAGUACCGGCUGCGCAACAAGCAAGGGCUGCACGUCUCAGAGGAGAACGUAGUGUUUGGCCCGCCGUACCAGACGGUUACGGCGCGCACGGCGGUAGCCCUGAUGACGGCGUACUCUGUUAGAUUGUGGAGGGAGCGGCAGGGGGAUCUGAAACGUGGAGAGUAUCUUAAAUGGGAGAGCAAGCGACUGCGCUGGGAGGCCAAGUUCCUGGAGCGCGAGUGGUUCAUCAGGGGCAACAGGGAGAUAUUCCCGCCAGGCACCACCAGCGGCGACGUCUUUAACGCCAUCCGCGCGCUGGAGGAGAUGCCGACUGUCUAUCCGCUUCCCAACUAG
Nannizzia gypsea CBS 118893 is the source of this 717-nucleotide messenger RNA. RefSeq lists its product as hypothetical. The record is from RefSeq and is a predicted model, not a curated record. NCBI's taxonomy places the organism in Eukaryota, Fungi, Ascomycota, Eurotiomycetes, Onygenales, Arthrodermataceae. The coding region runs from base 1 to 717 and encodes 238 amino acids. The transcript has a single exon.